AUGCCAAACGAAACAGCCACACCAACUCCAACCAGCUGUUCAGCUUGGCAACAAACCUCAUCGACUAAUUCCAACAAUAAUUCUAAUAAUAAAUCACCUAAUACUGCUCUUUUAACACCUAAAGACUGGCCAAGUCUUGCUGAGGCCACUGUUGACUCAUCAAUAACAACGAAUGAGCAAACAGUGUCCAAUGAUAAUGAAACAAGAAUAUCUCAACCAAAUACACCUAGAACAAGAAAAACGAAAACAAAAGAGAAGUCAGCAACAUUAUCAGUAGAACAUGAAGAGCAAGAUAACGGUGAUGGUGAUGGUGAAACAGCAACUAAUAAACAGACAUCAUCUAAUGAUAAUGAUACUGCAACAUCCCAGCCAAAUACACCUCGAACACAAAAGAAGAAAGGAAAGCAAAAAUGGGUACCAUUGCCAUUAGAUCAGCAUGAACAAGAAGAUACUCAGAAUGAAACUUCAACUAAUACAAAUGUUCAAAAUGGUGCUAAUCAAACAGCAAAAACAACAAAAGGCAGUCGUGGUAACCGAAGUUCACGUAGUGGACGGGGAGCUAAUAGAAAUAAUCGUACACGUAGUCUCGAUGCUACUGCACCAAAAAAAAGUCGAAAAAAUCGUGCAGCUGCAGCAGCAACAGCAGCAGCAGCAGUUGCCUAUAAACAAACGUAUGAUCCAUAUCAAGAUUAUUAUUCAUACUAUUAUUAUGAUCAAGAAGGUCAAGGUAUUCCUGGACCUCCAUGGUAUGCUGAUAAAUUAAGUAAACGAAAAAAGAAAACCGAAGGAACACUUGGUGUUGAUCCGAAUGCGCCAACCGGAGAUGAAACUUCCGGUUCAGAUAUAACAGGCGCUAAUAAUGCUCAUGAAACAGCUAUUAAACGUGAUGUGCACAAUUUUAUAUUUGAUGAUGAAACGGUAGUUAUUGACGAUUGUUCUUUUGUACUGCCAUAUAUAGAAGGUGCUUAUUAUUAUCAAUCAACCACGCCACCACCAGCUACUGAUACACCUUUAACUAAUAUUGAUAUUAAUACAGAUGAUUAUUCAGCUCCACUAGUACCGGCUUACACUGAACAACAAUUAAGAGAACUCCUUCGACGUCAAGUUGAAUAUUAUUUCAGCACAGAAAAUCUUGAAGCAGAUAUAUUUCUUCGACAACAAAUGUCUAAAGAUGGUUAUGUACCGUUAUCACUUAUUGCAAGUUUUAAUCGAGUUCAUACAUUAUGCGAUGAUAUUAAUUUUAUUGCUGAGGCUGUCAAAGAUAGUCUGAUUGUUGAACUUAAUGAUAAGUGUAUGGUACGCUGUCGAACAGAACCAACACGAUGGCCACUCAUUAUGGAUGUUAGUAAUCAUCUAACAGCACUUAAUCCUGAUGUACCGGAUUUUCAACCGGGUAAACUAUGGAAAUGUGAGAAUGAACGUAAUGCAAUGCUUAAUGGACUUGAUGAUGAAUCACAAUUAUUGGAGAAAGAACGAACUAAAAAUAAUGAAGUUGAUUGGAGCCAUGUACCAACUAAACGAAAGAAACCAGCUAAGAAGAAGGAGAAAAAAGAGCCACAACAACAAGAACAACAAUAUCAGAUAACUCUACAACAAAAACAUUUAUCAGAUAAUCGUGAAGAAUUAGAUUUUCAAUUCGAUGAAGAACUGCCUAGUUCUCAUUCAAAAACAAAUAAUAAUAAUAAUACAUUAUCAUCUUAUCUUCCACCAUCGUUUUUUCAACAAAAUAAUCAAAAUCGACGUCGUACAACAUCGUUAACGCUUGAUUUACCCGAAGAGCCAGAAGGUGAUGACUUAGAUUUUGAAUUGGAUGAUGAUGAUAUCGAUAAAAUCCUUAUCAUUACACCAACACCACCAUCAAAUCGAAAACAACUACCAAAAACUCAUGAUCGCACUGGUGAAUAUACACCACGAGCACGUAUGACAGCUGAAAUAGCAAAAAUUAUUGAUGAUGGUUUAAGAUGGUAUGAAGAAGAAUUGUGGCAUGAUCGACCAGCCGCAGCAGCAGCAGCUACUAAUGAUAAAACAGUGAAGUUAAUAAGCCAAGAAGAAUUGGAAGCAAUACGUAAAUUAUCUAAUCAAUCACAACCGGUGAGUGGACGAAAAUUCAGCGCUGAUGACGAUGAUGAUGGCAACGAUGAUAUAAGUCAAAAUUUUGCAUCACAAGCUAAUAAAGAAAAUAAUAAGUCGGCGGCAAUAACGAGUUCAAAUGAUAAGCAACCUCGAAGUCCAGCUAUUACGAUUAUUCGUUCAAAUAAUCGAGCACCACCACAAGUUGAACCGUUUUAUCGACCAAAACAUUUACCUAUUUCAAAUCAAUCUCAACUUUUAGCACAACCGUUAGCAAACGAUUUUAUAUCACAUUCAUUACCUAAUGAUAGCAAUGCUGAUGUUUCAUUGAUUAAUAUACCGGUCACACCAAAUGCAGCUGAUAAAAAACGUUCACAAGCAUCAAAAGAAUAUCCAGAAGAACCACGAACACCACAUUCACGUGCAAAAUAUGCAGCUCGAUUUUAUCCAGUUACAAAAGAUGCUACUGUUGUUAAACCAGAUACGCCUGGUCUUAAGCGUAAAACUCGUCAUAGUGAAAAUCCACCGGUGGAAAGUUCAGUUGGUUGGGUGUUUGAUUCUCGUGGCCAUCCUACAGGAACGACGACAGCAACGACAGCAAACACUACCACCACCACCACAACAACAACGACAGCGGCCAAACAAAGAAGCAAUACAGUGUCUAGUAAUACAACUCGACAACAAGAUCUGUACGAACAAUAUUCAUCGUCAUAUAAUGAUUCGCAUUAUUGGUAUGGCAGUGGAUAUGGUAGUAAUUCAAAUCUAUAUGAUUAUUAUGGUUCAACACCCGUUGAAAUACCUCAAUUUCAACAUCCGUCUCAUUCACUUUUACAACAAAAUGGUUUUACUCAACAAGUUUAUAUAAAAUAUAAACAGCAAUGUCUUGAUGACAGAACCAAAUUGGGUGCUGGUCAAUCUAUGGAAAUGAAUACACUCUAUCGUUUUUGGUCAUUUUUCUUACGUGAGAAUUUCAAUCGCCGUAUGUACAACGAAUUUAAACAAUAUGCUGUUGAUGAUGGAAGAACUGGACAUCGAUAUGGUCUUGAAUGUUUAUUUCGAUUUUAUACGUAUGGUCUUGAAAAACAUUUUCGACAAGAAGUAUUUGAUGAUUUUCAAAAUGAAACACUCCGUGAUCAUGAAGCUGGUCAAUUAUAUGGUCUGGAAAAGUUUUGGGCUUUUCUUAAAUAUUCUCGACGAAAACCGAAGAUUGGUUCAAAAUUAGAGGAAAUCUUGAAAAAAUAUAAACGUCUCGAAGAUUUUCGAGUUGAUGGUGCUUCAUUUCCACAACAAUUUUUUCCAACAAAAUCAGGCAUUAUUACUGUUCCAGCACCCGAAGCAGUUGCAGCUGCAGCAGCAAAAGAAGCAGCAGCUACUGGAGGAGCCAACAGUGAUAUAACUAUGAUAAAUUCAUUGAAAACAAGUGGUGAACAUUUUCCAUCUCGUAAUCGUGGUCAACCACGACAAACGAAUCGACGAACAACCUCUGAACGGUGUUAA
Messenger RNA from Rotaria socialis, 3567 nucleotides. NCBI's taxonomy places the organism in Eukaryota, Metazoa, Rotifera, Eurotatoria, Philodinida, Philodinidae. The record is from the annotation of a GenBank genome assembly.